AUGCCCAAGAUCUUCUUCUCUCUAUCUCUCCUGGCUACAAUGGUAGACGCUAACAAUGCAAGUGUGGGGAACCCUGUGUGGGCAAUAGGUCCCCAGUACUGUGUUCCUUACAACGUUGAACUCGUGAUUGAUAGAAAGCCCAUGCAUAGAAUUAAAUUCAUGGUGACGGAUGUACAAGGCAACUUGCUGUUCAAAGUGAAAAGGCACCUCCUCAGACUCCAUGAUCAGGGGGUUCUGAUAGACUCUGUCGGAAACCACGUCGUCACUCUCCGACGCAAGAUAAUGACAGCACACCACAGAUGGGAAGUGCACAGAGGAGAUAGCACUUCAAACCCCAUCUUGAGUGUGAAAACAUCUGCUGCUAUCCAGCUCCAGACCAAACUGCAAGUGUUCAAGGCCAAUAAGGCCGAGGAAAUAUGUGAUUUCAGGGUCGAGGGAAGUUGGUCAGAGAGCUCUUAUGUCAUCUAUGCUGGAGAAUCUUCCACCAUUAUUGCCCAAGUAUGUUCUUAG
Molecule: messenger RNA, 510 nt
Organism: Thlaspi arvense
Lineage: Eukaryota; Viridiplantae; Streptophyta; Magnoliopsida; Brassicales; Brassicaceae
Source: the annotation of a GenBank genome assembly